Molecule: messenger RNA, 6350 nt
Organism: Phasianus colchicus (ring-necked pheasant)
Lineage: Eukaryota; Metazoa; Chordata; Aves; Galliformes; Phasianidae
Gene: BICDL1
Product: BICD family like cargo adaptor 1
Biological process (GO): vesicle transport along microtubule; Golgi to secretory granule transport
Source: RefSeq, a predicted model, not a curated record
AUGUCGGCGCCGUGCCCGCGCCUGCCCGCCGCCGGGUCAGCACCGGCGGAGGCGGACAGCGCCGGCGGCAUGGAGCCGCCCGCCGCCGCCGCCGCCGCCGCCGCCGCCGGGGCCGCCGCCCUGGAGCUGGCCCUGGAGGAGGAGCUGGCGCUGCUGGCCGCCGCCGGGGAACCGCCGGAACCGCCGCCCGCCGCCGCCGCCCGCGACCCCGAGCUGCUGUCGCUGAUCCGGCAGAAGGAGAAGGACCUGGUGCUGGCGGCGCGGCUGGGCAAGGCGCUGCUCGAGCGCAACCAGGACAUGAGCCGCCAGUACGAGAGGAUGCACAAGGAGCUCACCGACAAGCUGGAGCAUCUGGAACAAGAGAAGCACGAACUGCGGAGGCGGUUUGAGAACAAAGAAGGAGAAUGGGAAGGAAGGGUGUCUGAACUGGAAAGCGACGUGAAGCAGCUGCAGGAUGAGCUGGAGAGGCAGCAGGUUCACCUGAGGGAAGCUGACCGUGAGAAGACACGGGCUGUCCAGGAACUCUCCGAACAGAACCAAAGACUCCUGGACCAGCUCAGCAGGGCAUCCGAGGUGGAGAGGCAGCUCUCCCUGCAGGUCCACACGCUCCGGGAGGACUUUCGGGAGAAGAACUCCUCCAGCAGUCAACACAUCGUGCGGCUCGAGAGCCUCCAGGCUGAGCAGGUCCUUGAAAUCAAAAUGCUGACGGACAGAAAGCGAGAGCUGGAGCAUCGCCUUAGUGCCAUGAUGGAGGAGAACGACCUGCUUCAGGGAACAGUGGAGGAGCUGCAGGACCGAGUCCUCAUCCUGGAGAGACAAAGCCAUGACAAGGACCUGCAGCUGCACCAAAGCCAGCUGGAGCUCCAGGAGGUGAGGCUGUCCUACCGGCAGCUGCAGGGGAAGGUAGAAGAGCUCAGCGAGGAGAGGAGUCUCCAAAAUUUCAACACAACCAGCACGUCCCUGCUGUCUGAGAUAGAGCAGAGCAUGGAGGCAGAGGAGCUGGAACAAGAACGAGAGCAGCUGAGGCUGCAGCUCUGGGAGGCAUAUUGCCAAGUGCGGUACCUCUGCUCCCAUCUCAGAGGAAAUGACAGCGCAGACUCCGCCGUCUCCACGGACUCCUCCAUGGAUGAGUCUUCAGAAACCUCAUCAGCCAAAGAUGUCCCGGCCGGCAGCCUACGGGCAGCUCUCAGUGAGCUGAAAAGACUGAUACAAAACGUGCUGGAUGGGGCAGACUCCACGAGCUCUCGGCGGAGCGACGAUGACUCCUUAGAGGAACAGAUCAGGAGAACAAGUGAGGACUCGAGAGCCCUGAGGGAGUUAAUGGAGGGAGAACGGGGGAAACUGAGGCAAAGUCUGGAGGAGCUGCAGAGGCUGCACAGCCAGGUCACACUGCUGAGCGUGGAGAUGACGACGCUGAAGGAGGAACGGGACCGGCUGAGGGGAGCUGCAGAAGACAAGGAGACGAGCGAACGGCUCCUGCAGGCCAUCCGGGAUCGGGACGAGGCCAUCGCCAAGAAGAACGCUGUGGAGGUGGAGCUGGCCAAGUGCAAGAUCGACAUGAUGUCCCUCAACAGCCAGUUGCUGGAUGCCAUCCAGCAGAAGGUGAACCUCUCACAGCAGCUGGAGGCCUGGCAGGAUGACAUGCACAGGGUCAUUGACCAGCAGCUGAUGGACAAACACCCGAAGGAAUGGAGCCAGCUUGCUUAUUCCUUCUCCAGUGGCUACGUCGCAAAGCAGAGUGCCAGACCCUCCCCUGUGCUCCGGCCAGAGCCGCAGGGGGAUGAGCCCAGUGGGGCAGAAGGGCACCGUCUCUUUUCCUUUUUCAAGAAAAACUAACUUGAAAAAGAGAAACCCCUCCAACCAUUCUUGCUUCGAGGUGGGGAGAGGGCAGCUGCCCAGCUUGCUGAUGGACCCAGCGCUGAUCCACCAGGAAUAAGAAGGGGCAAAGGAGUUAACCUUGAGACUCUGCACUAUUAACGCCGCACCUGGUCUGAACCAAAUGUUUACAUAAAUUGGAAAUUUGCAAAUUGACAUUGUGCUACUGAUGGAAAGCAACUUUUCUUAUUCUUCAAGUGAAGCGAUGAACUUCAGGGUAUAUUUUAGGCGCUUUGAUACAGUUUAGUUUCUGCUGUGAAGAAUAAUCUGAUUGAUUGUCUUAAAAGCAUUCUGAUGCUGGAGAAGGAAAUAAGCAGCCCCAAGACAAAGCAGCACGGGGGAUUGGGAACUGCCAUCACAGCGAGUGCAGGGGGAAGAAGAGAGCCCAACGCAAGAGAAGAGAGGAGUCCCUCAUACAGCCCUCCAGGCCUGGCAACUGAUGUCCUUCAUCCAUCCCAACGGGAGCAGAGCUGCUCUGGUUGCAGCAUUGCCAUGUUUUGAGAAGAUGAACCCUCACUGCACAUCCUACCUGGGCACUGUCCAUGCCCGUGGCUCUGUGGAGCUGCUCACCCUCGCUGGGAACCCAGGCUCCUUGCAGGUCAGGGCAGUUGUAAGUCUGUGUCUUCUUCAGCCUGUUAGAAGAGUUGCAGAGUCUGUAGGUGUGCAAAAACAUUAAGGACUUCUCCCCAUUCCCUAUUGGCCAUCUGCAACAGAUUACAAACUGAAUAACGUUGUGGGUGUUCAGUCCUGGGGCCUCCAAAGGUCAAAGGUAGAUGUGGAACUUCAGCACGUCACACACCUUUCCCCCAAAGCCAUGUAUCCCUCCCAAAACGAGUGAGAAACCUGUUAUUGUAACAGGAUAGCCUCCCACCCAAAAAAGCCCAACAACUCAUUGAGAUCCUGUCCAUAAUGAAAUCAAAGACUUACCAAUGCUAGGCUGGCAGAUGUGAUCCUUAGAAAACACACAGGCACCUACCUUUGCUAAAGCCUCAGGCAAUUAGGGCAUCUGCAGAGCUCUGGGGAUCCUGCAGCAUGCUCCUUGCCCCCUGCAGUACCAUUAGCUGUGGCCUGAUGGAAAUGAUGUGUAUUUGUUCUGUCUACAGCUCAUUUCCCACUCAGCCCCUCAGCAAGCAGGCAGCCAGAUCUCCUCUUAACCAAAGGUGAUCAAAUCCUGCUUUGCUGCAACCAAGGCUUGACUGACAAGAAGGAAAAUAUCGUUUUUGGUGUAUGCACACAGUGGUGCUGGAAACCCUGCAAUACAUUUCCCUAUGCACCUGAUGGGCACCUUAGAGCUCUUCCCUCUAAUAGAGUCUGCCUUCACGAGACAGCGAGGCAGCCAGGCCAAGCUCAGAGCUGUCCUGCCUCCAUCACACGAUUUUCACAUGUUCUCCCAGCUCACAAUGCCCACAGACCCCAAUUUGUUUCCCUGCUGCUUCGAGGAGGCUCCUGCCUACACUGUCCUACAGGAGAUGGAACACAUACAGCUCUGCCCAGGUGCUAAAACACCUUCUUAGGGGGAGCUGCCAACCCCUGCUCCAUAUUUACAGUCACAGGCUUGCUGCUAGAAUUAGCUAUCCAACACCUCCUCCUUAGAAGCAGGUAAGAGGUUGGUGGGUUGUUGUUUAAUGUAUUUAUUUGUUGCAUCGAGCAUAUAUAAUACCUCAGUAGAAAUAUCCUUUCUGCCUACAAAGAUUUGAGCAUCCCCACGUUUCCUUAUUAGCACGGAGCUGCCACGCUGGUACAAAGUCAGUAAACAUCAGGUCAGCUCUGCAAAGAGCAAAGUGCUCUUGGGGAUGUAGAAGGAUGAGUGGUAAAACUCAUUUACCUGAAAGCAAUGAAACCUGGAUUCCAGGUCCUACCCAAGAAAUAAUUAAAGCACCAUCAACAUCAUUUGAUGCUAACAGGGAAGGGAGCCUGGAGCCUCAUCAGCAGGAAAGGAAACCAAAUGUCUCCUCCUGCUGAGCAUCUGCUUGUAUCCACUAGUGCAAGUUAAGGGAAGGGACUCCAUGCAGUGCCAAGAGUGCUCUCAGGACAGAAAACCCUCAUCCUCCCAUCAUACCUACAUUAUGACUCCCCAUAGGACAGAGACAUGAAGCACGUGCUCAGCAUCUCCUGCUGUCAGGACCCGCUCAUGCCCAUGUGCAUUAAGAAACUGAUACCUGCAGGACUAGGCAUGGAUGGAUGGACGCCAGCGAUACCUGCGAGCAGUUGUCUUACACAGCAAUUCUUUGAAAAUGACACUGCGUAUUUUUGGGAGUCAUGUGAACAUCUCAGUCCUCACAGCUCCUUAUUCUGCUAUCAGCAAUCACCUCCCGGGCCCCAGCAGCUCUCUGCAGACCACGUGCUGAGCAGCUGAGUGGGACCUUACCCCCUUGAAGAUAUCUGUCUGUCUGUAUGCAAUCCUAAGUAAAGGACCUUCAGUUACCCAAUGAAGAUGCAGUAACGAGAUGAAGAAAGGUGCCUUCUGCUACACAUUUGCUGAGAGGAAAGUGACUCAUUUGGUUGCAGGGGUAGGCAAUUGAAAUGCACAGCACAUCUCUGCGUUUAAAGGAGAAACCUACCUUAAUCCCAUUGCAAUUUUAUUUAUUUAAUAGCAGUGAUGGAAGAGAAUGCAAAAGGAAAGACAGCGCGUUCCAAGGUGCCAGUUGGGUAUGGUUUCUUCAAACUAACCCCUUAAUCCUAAAGACUUAGUUGCACUACUAAACCCAGAAAUACAAGAGAAUUGUGUUUAACGAACUGGACAACAGACCAAAGGAGACCUCCUUGUGCUGAGCUGCUACUCAAUAGGAACAGAAACUGCCUUAACAUAGCAGCUAAGCUUUGUUUCGUUUUUGUUUUUUUUUUUUUUUUGAAAACUUACUCAGUCCUUCACAUUCUUGUAUGUCAUGUUGUGUUUUAAGGUCCCAACUAUUUCACCUUGAACUGUCAUUGAAGCACUCAUCCCUUUCUGUAGAGGCCAGGAACCUGGAACUGUCCUUGCAGGGCUGGGUUAGAAGAUGCUCCACUUGUGAUAGUCUAUAUUUUAGGAUACACAUGGCAUAAAGAAAACAUCAGCUCCAGUGAAUGGAAUGGAGGAAGUGCAUUAAUCCAGCAGGCACUCAGGAUCCCAAAGCAGACUUAUCAAGUGGGAUCAGCAGCUCUAAAUACAACACUCACCCUUCUGAGAUGACGGUAAAUAAUCCAGUAGUGCUGCACAGUCACUGUUCAAGUUUUGCACAUGGAGAAGACACCUGCUGAGAUUAAGGUUACAAAGAACUUUCCCACAGUUGAGCAACAGGUGACUGGGCAAAUAUUUUCUGUGUUAGCAUAAGGGAAAAGGGAUGAUUCUCCCUUUAGUAAACUCUGCAAGGGAAGCAACAGUAAACAAGGAAUAUGUAAAUGAAAGGCAAGUCACUAGCACUUUAUGUUAAUUCAAACUUAGAUCAGCAACUUGCCAUCAAGAUGAAUGCUAAAUCAAUUAAUGACAACAGAAAAAUUUUGCACAGAGCAGCAAGAAGUGAGGUUAGAGGCAGUGCUGCAUGCACAAGGACUUUAUAGCUCUAUGCACUUGUCCUACUUAGAAUGGUAAAUUCCAGAUAUGCCUCUGCAGCAGGCAAACUCUCCACUCCCCACUCGGCUAUAAAAAGCAAGAUUGUUGUAACCAAAAGCCAAGAAAGGAAGCGUCUGGGUGCUGCAGUAACCGUUCCCUCAGAUUGAAAGGGAAAAGCACACAGCAGGGACAAGCAGAAAGAAUGUAUCUAUAGAUAUGUACAUAAACCACAGUGCUGUAAUUUUUGUAUGUAGCAGCAAUGUAAAUAAAUGUAUGGUUUUUAUAAGAUACAUAUUAUGAAAAUCUAUAAAGGCAUAUUUUUAGUAAAAAAACGCUCUUCUUUUGUAAAUAGUUCUCUUCAGAAUAAAACAGACCAUUUAUAUACUGUCUCAGCUCUCAAGUCACUGCUUAUCCUGCCCACCUGCAGAAGCAUCUUAGCACCUAGCAGCAUCUUUAGCACCUCAUCAUCCCAAGAAAUUCAUCCAGACAGCACUUGCAUGUGUUCUGCAGAGAACAAGGCUGGAGAAGGAAUAUUGGAGGCAUUUACACCUCCUGCUGCACAGGAAAACAGGCAAAUUCAAGUCUCCUCCACCAUCCAGCCAUCUGUAUCCUUUAGGGGCCUUUACAUGGAGGGGCAUUCAAACUUUAACAAGUUUAGAUAAAUCUCAAAUGAACAGUGAGACACGUCCCACGUGCCCCAUUUGCAGCUCAGGCCAUCUGCAUGUCCUGAAGAUUCUCCCAUCAACAGUCAUACCUGAACAAGGCAGGCAGGAAAAAAGGCAUCUUUCCAUAACACUUGGGAGUGUUUCCAUAACACUUUUCCAGGAACGAGGACCUGCCUUCAAUAGCCUGCUUGUGUAAACUGGCAACCUGCACAAUGUCAGCUGUAUAGCUCCUAGACAGAUACAUAUUAAUUGUUAUUUCAUCAGUACCUCCUUCCCCAGAA